Molecule: messenger RNA, 156 nt
Organism: Sclerotinia sclerotiorum 1980 UF-70
Lineage: Eukaryota; Fungi; Ascomycota; Leotiomycetes; Helotiales; Sclerotiniaceae
Exons: 1
Coding region: 1-156 (51 amino acids)
Source: RefSeq, a predicted model, not a curated record
AUGCCUCCCAGUGUUCUCACCAACAAAAUUUCUAGAUAUAUGAAGGCGUAUGUGGGAAGACAUCAGCAUCAUCUAGAAAGAGGCAUGAGUCCUCACGAGAAGUUGUUGGGAUUUGUGAGCAUGCUCGCCCUGCUGAUCAACGUCCAAUCUCCAUAA